CCUCACUGCCUACACUCACUUCUGCUUUACAAAGAUCCCAUUUCUCAGCUGGCUUAUAGAAAAUGUUAUCAAUGACACCUUUCUUUCAAUGAGGCUUAUUAACAGAACACUGUGAUAUGGGACUAUAAUUAGAUUCGAAGUGUGUGCUGAACAUAGUCAGUAGAAAACUAAGCUAAAGUCUAGAGGAUGUUUCAGUUCUUCUACAAACACUUCUGAAACUAGGGAGGGUUUUUGUAUGGGUGAGGAUACGAAAUGUAUCACUGUGGUAUUCGCCCAAGGAACAAAGUUGAUUGUGACUGACCAUGCUCUCCCAGCUCCUGUUCUGACAGUUUUCCCUCCAUCCAGUAACGAGCUGAAGUCUAACAAAGUCACUGUAGCAUGUGUAGCCAGUGACAUGUCCAGCGGUUUUGCUGAAAUGCACUGGCUCGUAGAUGGGAGCGUAAUCACCAGUGGAGUCAUCACUGGAUCUGCAGCUCAGCAACCAAAUAAGAAAUUCACCUCGAGCAGCUAUCUGAGUAUUGACAGCUGCGAGUGGGAAAAAGAUAAGAGCAUAACAUGCAACGUGUCUUCUGGAGGAAAACAAGCAUCAGUGGAAAUUAACAAGUCUCAGUGUAUUGAGUGAAUCAGAUACAUUUUGUUUAUCUCAAUUCUCUGUCAAAUUUAAUAUUGAAAAUGUUGCUUUCCUGCCAAAGUAAUGUUUGAGCUUUUUGUUUCAAAACACCAAUAUGGUACAAUUUUAAUAAAGUGCAAACUUCGAAAAAUAAGCAAAAAAGAAAAAUGUCUCUGUAAAUACUGAAUGAUGUUACAUAGUACAUUUUAAUAAGCUACAUUAGAGAGACAAAUUGUGACAGAACCAUGAAUAUUAAAAUACAUUACAUUAAGCAAAAUAUUUCUAGAAUUAAAGGCUGUGGAAAUUACA
Molecule: messenger RNA, 919 nt
Organism: Pangasianodon hypophthalmus (striped catfish)
Lineage: Eukaryota; Metazoa; Chordata; Actinopteri; Siluriformes; Pangasiidae
Product: immunoglobulin lambda constant 6
Exons: 2
Coding region: 236-622 (128 amino acids)
Biological process (GO): antigen processing and presentation of exogenous peptide antigen via MHC class II; peptide antigen assembly with MHC class II protein complex; immunoglobulin production involved in immunoglobulin-mediated immune response
Cellular component (GO): MHC class II protein complex
Molecular function (GO): MHC class II protein complex binding
Source: RefSeq, a predicted model, not a curated record